AUGGCCACUAGCACUACGAUGAAUCCCUAUCGAGCUUAUGAUCCUACUGUUUCAGUCUAUCAAGUUCCUGAAUUUGUUGUUGGUGGUGAAAAAAUGCUGUAUCAUGCAUUAUAUGGAAAUGAAGCUUAUGAAAAACUUCGUAAGUUCAUUUUUAAUCUUAUAUUUCAUUAAGUUAUUUUAUUUUCCAAUAAGACUUUUAGGGAAAAAUCUAUUAGUGAAGUCUUAUCUUUUCGUUUUCUUUUUCAUAUUG
This is a messenger RNA of Rotaria sordida, 250 nucleotides long. NCBI's taxonomy places the organism in Eukaryota, Metazoa, Rotifera, Eurotatoria, Philodinida, Philodinidae. The record is from the annotation of a GenBank genome assembly.